Anolis carolinensis (green anole) is the source of this 5036-nucleotide messenger RNA. RefSeq names its product salt inducible kinase 1 (gene sik1). Gene Ontology annotation, cellular component: cytoplasm. The transcript is spliced from 14 exons. Bases 228 to 2636 code for a protein of 802 amino acids. Lineage: Eukaryota; Metazoa; Chordata; Lepidosauria; Squamata; Anolidae. Gene Ontology annotation, biological process: intracellular signal transduction; protein phosphorylation. The record is from RefSeq and is a predicted model, not a curated record. Gene Ontology annotation, molecular function: protein serine/threonine kinase activity; ATP binding.
GAGAGAGGUAGGGAGAGAGGGAGGAAGGAAGGAGGAGGGCUUCCCGCGUGCUCGUCGGCCAGAGCGGCGGCACACUCAGCAGCAGCAGCAGCCGCGAGGAGAGGAGCGCAGAGGAAGCAGCAAGAGCAGCGAGGCGAGCCUGGGAGCGCGCGCCGAGGUUCGAAUUGGAAGAGGCAUGCUUAUUUAGACGCUUCUAAAUAGCAUUUGCCACCCACCCUAAUCAAACCAUGGUGAUCAUGUCGGAUUAUACACCGGUCCCCACCUCAAACCAGAGCCAGCAAAGGCCUCUUCGAGUUGGAUUCUAUGAUAUCGAGAGGACCUUAGGAAAAGGCAAUUUUGCCGUGGUGAAGCUGGCUAGACACAGAGUCACCAAAACACAGGUGGCAAUAAAAAUAAUAGACAAAACACGGUUAGAUCCAAGCAAUCUGGAGAAAAUCUAUAGAGAGGUUCAGAUAAUGAAGCUUUUGAACCACCCUCAUAUUAUCAAGCUGUAUCAGGUUAUGGAAACAAAAGAUAUGCUUUACAUUGUGACUGAAUUCGCAAAAAAUGGAGAAAUGUUUGAUCAUUUGACAUCCCAUGGGCACCUGAGUGAGAGUGAAGCUCGGAAGAAAUUCUGGCAGAUCCUAUCAGCUGUCGAAUAUUGCCAUAGCCACCACAUAGUGCACAGAGACCUCAAAACGGAGAACCUUCUGUUAGAUGCCAACAUGAACAUCAAGCUUGCAGACUUUGGGUUUGGAAACUUCUACAAAUCUGGUGAGCCUCUCUCCACCUGGUGCGGAAGUCCCCCGUAUGCAGCUCCAGAAGUUUUUGAAGGAAAAGAAUAUGAAGGCCCUCACCUUGACAUAUGGAGCCUUGGUGUGGUACUAUAUGUUCUUGUCUGUGGCUCUCUACCAUUUGAUGGACCUAACUUGCCAUCUUUAAGGCAAAGGGUUCUUGAAGGACGAUUUCGCAUCCCCUACUUCAUGUCCCAAGAUUGUGAAACACUCAUCCGACGAAUGCUGGUUGUGGAUCCCACCAAACGAAUCACCAUUGCCCAAAUAAAGCAGCACAAGUGGAUCCUCGCAGACCCUUCUCUGCAGCAGCACCAGUCUUUGUCAUUUUCCAUGCACAGUUACAACUCUAACCUGGGAGACUACAACGAGCAGGUCCUUGGGAUCAUGCAUACUCUUGGCAUCGACCGGCAGAGGACGGUUGAGUCUCUACAGAAUAGCAGCUACAACCAUUUUGCUGCCAUCUAUUAUCUUCUCUUGGAGCGGCUCAAGGAGUAUCGAAGCAAUCAGUUGGCAAACCGGCCAGUGAGCAGCCGUCAGCAAAGGCCAAGGAGCUCAGAUUUCAGCAACAUUGAGUUACCUCAAGACAGCCUUGCCGGUGAGACUUUGAGGUCAUCUCUGAUGUACCAGCAGCCUCAGAAUCUGAUUCAAUCACAUUUGCAGGCAGAAAUGGAUUGUGACAUGAACAACCCUUUACAGCCUGUGUUCUUUCCUGUGGAUCCGAACUUCAACAGUCUUUUUAGGAAUCGCUCAAUCUCUCCAAACAGCCUCCUGGAAACUACCAUCAGUGAAGAAGUUCGGCAGGACAAAGAACUGGAGGAUGAGAUUAAAGCCUUCAACCCCAUUCGCCUCCCCAUCAACACAAGUCGAAGGCACACAUUGGCUGAAGUCACCACUCAUUUUUAUCAGUGCUCCCCACCAUGUAUAGUCAUUUCCUCUUCCACGAAUGGUACAGAAGGAACCAGUUCUGACAGCUGCCUCACUUCCUCAGCCAAUGAUGGCUCUGUGACUCUGAGCAACUGUUUGGAAGAGCAGAUGAUGCUUGGCCACCCAGCCACAACCAGGGUUACGUCAUCAUUCCUGGCUUCCCAUUCAGACACACCAGUGUUGCAGGCUCAGGGCUGCCUGGGAGGUGCUUCGCUGUUACCUGUCAGCUUCCAGGAAGGAAGGAGAGCAUCCGAUACCUCAUUAACACAAGGUUUGAAGGCAUUUAGGCAGCAGCUGCGGAAGAAUGCAAGAGCCAAGGGUUUUCUGGGACUGAAUAAAAUCAAAGGGCUCGCCCGCCAGGUGUGCCAGUCCUCAUCUGCUCGACUAGCACGGAAUAGCAUGGGCCUCUUCCAACAUCCUCAGCAGAAUGCCUGCCUGUAUGGCAGCAGUGGAAACAGUGGCGGAAGUGGCAGCAGCAGUGGCAGCAGCAGAGAGAGCAGGAACUUGCUUGAAGAGGUUCUCCAGCAACAAAGAAUUCUCCAGUUACAGCACAAGCAGCCGGCCUGUCCUCAGCCUUCUCAGGUGUCUCAGCCGCACAUCAUCCCCUUGUCUGACACUGCAGGCAGCAAAGCAUCCAAUUCUCUCCUCCUGACCGAACUGCAAAGUGAGAACUCUUUAGAGCUGGCCUUUCAUAACACUCAGUUUCUCCAGCCUCACCUUUUUGGGGUCGGUGUCUCUCCAGUAAAUUCUACUGCUCAUCUUCUGGACACCCGCCUGCACAUCAGCAACAACGUUUCUCCCAUCGCCUCCAUGUUUUCUCAGCAGAACGGCUUCGCCCUGCAGUCCCAGAGCUAUAAUGCAGUUGCUUUGCAGCAUGGAGACUGUGAAAUGGAGGACCUUACUUCUACCCAGAUGGGGAAAUUUGUCCUGGUGAAAUGAGAAUUGUUUCCCCUGUUCUCUUUCAGGAGAGAGUGAGUGCCGCUUUUCUCAAUAAGAUCCGCAGAUGAGUGGUUUCAUUUUACUUUUAUUUUGCAACAGCAAAUAAUUCUCAAAAGCAAUAACAUGUUUGAAAUAUGUGAAGAGGCCAUUUGGCUUAGUAAAGCUCCUAACUUUAUAGAACUGAGGGGAAAAAGCAAUACUUAUGUCUUUUGGCUUCAACUACUCUUGCACUGAACAAAUAGAAGAAGAAAAUGAAAGGAAAAAACUUCUCUCUUUUUGAAAGAAAAUAAUAACAGGGAAUGGUAAGAAGUGUCAGGGAGAACACUUUUGUGGUACUGUAUUAAGGCUGGGCUGAUACAACUUUGCUGUGUUGCAAAACUGACAGCUGUCAGUGGUUGUGGAACAGCAGGGAAGUGGCAUUUUGAAGAAGGGACCAGAGCUGCCCUGUUCACCAUAUUUGUAUGGAUUUGUGAAGAUGGUGAUUACCUCUUUCUUAAAACAAACAAACAAAAUCUCAUACCCUUCCCAACACAAAAAACACUCUUUAUGCAUAGGUAGAAUAAUAAUAAUUAUUAAAGCAUUGCCAUUGGGUUUUGACAUUGAUAUGAAAGGAACUAAUACCUCUCUGUAUUUUUCUUUUUCCCUGCUGAAACAUACCUUACGAGAAAACUGUGAACUUUUUGCUUUAGUAUCAGCUGUUGGAGCUAAGAAUAGUUUGUAAUCAUUGGAAGCAAUUGAUUUACCCCCUGGGGAUUUUGUUCACUGCUUUCAUGUUGCUUCUUGGGAUGGGUGCGUGUUGAAAAAUAAUAGGAAUAUUUUAUGUAUUAGCGUGGAGUCAUUCAAAUAAUGUGGGAGUAGAAUUGUGAGAGGUCUCUGUUUGAAAGUCCUUUAAAAAUUCUGCUUUCACUUCUCCUUUUGCACCCAACAAAAGCCGAGGGGGCUUUGUAGCCUCUGUGGGGCCUGGUAUAUCUCCGCGCAGUACCUAUUUAUUGCCGCUGCUAAAAGGGUUUAUGCAUUUUACGAUCAGGGUCGAAGCUGAACUGACUCAUUGGGAAAUGUGCAAUACUUGCAACAAUUAUACUGACAGUUUUAGCAAACAGCAUAGCACAAAGCGAUACUCUUCAGAAGUCAUGUUUUGGAACAAACUACAGUAAGGCACAUAGCACAACUUCUGGGUUUUGUUAUUUUGCAUUCUGAUCGAGAAAAUUGUUAUUUUUGCUGUAGGAAAUUUUAUAUGUGGUUUUAAUACUCUGUGUGUUGUGAAUGCCCAUAUAGGUUUUGAAAGACAAUAGACACUACUAAGUUAGGUUUUGAAAUAAGCUUUUUGGAAGAAAAUAUCUCUGGCCAGAAAAUGGCUUCAUUUCAUAUUAAUGGAAGCCAUAUUUAGGAAUUACAAGGAGAGGGGAGUCAACAGUGCCUCCUUUCGUGUCCUAGUUAGUUAAAGAGAAAAAGUUACAUGUCAGGGGCAGGUGAGCAAGUGGUGUGUCAGCUUGGCCCAAAAUUACUGUCCAGAUGUUUUGAAAAGAGCUUCAUUCUAUCUUAACACUUCAAGGACCCAUCUUUCUAAAUGUAACCCGGGUGCCUUCAAGUUACUACUGCUUUGUGCAACCUGCAGUAUUAUAUAUGUAAAAAAGCUAUUUUUUUAAACAAACAAGCCAAAGACUGGUGGGUAAGAGGAGGGAGGGUGGGAAGGGAGCUAGUGUUAAAUGGCUCUUCUGUGGCUCUUCAACUUCUUGAUCUCUGUACAGUUUCUGUGUCGAUGUGUCUUCUGCUACUGCUGCUGCUGUAGAUUUUCAAGGUCAAGGGAAAGAACUCUGACAAACCUUAUUUAUCUCUCUGACUGGGGACUCCUUGGCGGAGAGAAGAAACACCACUCUCAUGCUAACUUGCAAAGCGGUUUGUUGGGAUUGAUGGAUGAAACAGGAUCAUCCCAAAGCAGCAAGCGUUGCCUUCAUUUUCAUAAAAAAGUAGCACACUGUCUUUUUAAGAACUACCUAUUUUUCCUUUCUUGCCAUAGAUCAAAAAGCCACAAAAACAAUGUUUUUGUCCUAAGCAAUGACAAGCACUUUACUUCUCGAGUACUCCCCCUCCCACCCCACACUUUUGCUAUAGAAAAUGCUUUGAAACUGUUCUGAAGUAGGAAAGGUCAUUUUCAACAUUUCAGGGUUUGUGUCUCCCCCCCUCCCCCCCUUUGUAGUGUUCUUGACAGUACUGUUUUGCAGACUGCAAUGCAAUAGAUUAUUUAAAGACACUAUGUGAUUGGUUUAAUUAAGAUGUAUAGUUUUUAUUUUUUAUCAUGACUGAGGGUCAUGUUAUUUCUUAUGUUAAAAUGAGAGAUGUACAUCAAAAUGAUUAGUUGUGUUUUAUUUAAUAUUUAAAUAAAAAAGUUGUUUUAAAGUA